Molecule: messenger RNA, 1084 nt
Organism: Suncus etruscus (white-toothed pygmy shrew)
Lineage: Eukaryota; Metazoa; Chordata; Mammalia; Eulipotyphla; Soricidae
Gene: CACNG7
Product: calcium voltage-gated channel auxiliary subunit gamma 7
Exons: 7
Coding region: 173-1036 (287 amino acids)
Biological process (GO): neurotransmitter receptor internalization; transmission of nerve impulse; positive regulation of synaptic transmission, glutamatergic
Cellular component (GO): AMPA glutamate receptor complex; postsynaptic density membrane
Molecular function (GO): voltage-gated calcium channel activity; channel regulator activity
Source: RefSeq, a predicted model, not a curated record
CCCCGGGGGCGGCGGCGGCGGCGGCGGCCGGGACCGGGGCAAGCCGCGGGGCCGGUCAUGCGGCUGCGGGGCCCGCGGCCCGGAGCGUGCGCCCAGCCCUGAACGAGGGCUCACUCUUGGCGCUGCUCAGGGUACCUCAUGUGGUGCCGGGGAUCGAACCCAGGUUGGCCACAUGCAAGGCCCCGCAGGGCGACCCCCGCCUAUAAAGAUGAGUCACUGUAGUAGCCGUGCGCUGACCUUGCUGAGUAGCGUGUUCGGAGCGUGCGGCCUGUUGCUGGUGGGCAUCGCGGUCAGCACCGACUACUGGCUGUACAUGGAAGAGGGAACGGUGCUGCCACAGAACCAAACCACCGAGGUCAAGAUGGCACUGCACGCCGGGCUCUGGAGGGUCUGCUUCUUCGCAGGCCGGGAGAAGGGUCGCUGUGUGGCCUCGGAAUAUUUCGUUGAACCGGAGAUCAACUUGGUGACGGAGAACACAGAGAACAUCCUGAAGACUGUGCGCACAGCCACCCCCUUUCCCAUGGUCAGUCUCUUCCUGGUAUUCACCGCCUUCGUCAUCAGCAACAUUGGCCACAUCCGCCCGCAGAGGACCAUCCUGGCUUUCGUGUCUGGCAUCUUCUUCAUUCUGUCCGGCCUGUCCCUGGUGGUGGGCCUGGUCCUCUACAUCUCCAGCAUCAACGAUGAGGUGAUGAACAGGCCUAGCAGCUCCGAGCAGUAUUUCCACUACCGCUACGGCUGGUCCUUCGCCUUCGCUGCCUCCUCGUUCCUGCUCAAAGAGGGGGCCGGCGUGAUGUCCGUGUACCUGUUCACCAAGCGCUACGCCGAGGAGGAGAUGUACCGGCCGCACCCCGCCUUCUACCGGCCGCGCCUGAGCGACUGCUCCGACUACUCGGGCCAGUUCCUGCAGCCCGAGGCGUGGCGGCGCGGCCGGAGCCCGUCCGACAUCUCGAGCGACGUGUCCAUCCAGAUGACGCAGAACUACCCGCCCGCCAUCAAGUACCCCGAGCACCUGCACAUCUCCACCUCGCCCUGCUGAGCCCGGCCACGCCCCCGCGCCCCAUUGGCCGAGGGCCCGGAGGCCCCG